GCUUCUCCGAAGCAGCAGAGCAGCCCCAGCACGAGAACCCACACGCGCGAGUGAGCGAGUGAGUGAGUUUCCGAUGGCGGUGGAGGCGGUGUUUAAAGAGCUGCCGGUGCAGGCAUCGCUGCCCGUAAUAGGAGCACUGCCGGCGAGUCCCCCGUCCGGCCUCCUCACCCAGCACGAGGGCGGUAGCCACGCCCGCAUCUUCACCACCGCCGACGCGCCGCACCUCCUCUGGAAGACAGUGCCGCUGGAGGACAUGGAGGGUAUGUCUGACGAGGAGGAGGAGAAGUGGAGGGUGCUACGGCAGGAGAGGAGGGUCAUGCUCGCUGUCGAGAAGCGCAGCAACAACCUGGGCAUCCCUCCUGACAGACGCCCCUUCCUUCCCCUCCUCGCACACCACACCGACCUCCGCAGCCCCGCGGCCAUGUUCGCCUCGCCAUCGCCCGCCAACGCCCCCGUCACGCCAGAGGAGGCCGCCGCCAUGUCGAGGGUUUUCGCCAUACAGAUGCCAAAACUCAAUAUGAGUAAGAUAAUUCACACUGAAUCAGGGCAUUUCAUUAGUUCUUCAUUUCCUGUCUGUGCCUUUGUGUGGGUGUGUGUGUGGGUUUGUGUGAUUGGCGUCACUCAGGUGUGUAUGGUGACCUGAGGAAGGUCUUGCCUUGGUGUGCGGCGAUUUGUGGGGCCAUCCGCAGCAGCCAGCUCCACCAGCCGCACACACAGGCGCUGCUCAAGGACCUGGCCCUCCACCAGCCGCACACACAGGCGCUGCUCAAGGACCUGGCCCUCCUUCUGCUGCGUGGGCUGGUGAGGCUACACAACGCCGCCAUCCUGCUCGAAAUCCUGGCGGAGGACAACAUGUCCUCGGACGCCCUCGUGCCCAUCCUCGACCGCAUCCCUGCGGUGCGGGUCGACAGGAGCACGGGGGAAGUGUCCCUGCUGGGCGAGCUCAAGGACCUGCUCAUCCGCCAGCCAGCCCCCAUCAUCACAGACGACAGCAGCAGCAUCGCAUGCGACGAGCGCAUGAUAGACCUCGGCCACUGCCUGCGCCACAAGCCGACCACCCACCCGCCCCCCACCAGCAUCGGACGGCUGCCGAUCCUCGCCAGCAUCGCCAAGGAGGACCAGGAGUACGACCAGAUGUGGACCAUCACCCCACACCACCAUGCUCCCGAGUUCUCGGUGAUGCUGGCCAAGCAGUGGGCCGGUCAGCGGGCCAAGAGGCGCGAGCAGGAGGCGAGCGGCGUUGAGGAGGUCUACAGGGAUGGCUGGGAUGUCGGGUGUGGGCUAACCGACGACGGCGAGGUCGAUCAAGUCGAGGCCAGGGCGGGCCAGCUGCUGGGCGCCAUGCAGGAGAGGGGGCUGGACGUGGAGGAGCCGCAGGAAGACGGGACGGUGAAGGCCAAGAUGUGGAUAGGGGAGGCGGCCAUCGUGGGCGGCCUGGGGCUGGAGACGCUCUCCGUGCUGGUCGGCGAGCUGUUGCACGACCACAUGGAGAGGCUGUCGCCGCCGCCCCGCGGAGCCGACAAGGACUGCCACCGGAGGCGCCUUUCAAUACUCAACGGCCUCUUCUGGGAGGACACCCUAACCCGCGCCCUGCCGGUGGUGUCUGAGGAGAGCCGCUCGCUCUUCCAGCGGCCAGAGCCAUGCAUGCAGUGGGCGAGGGACGUGGGGAGCAAGCUGCGCGAGCUGGUGGUGGAUAGCUUGAGGCCCAUGCCGUGGGAGCGCAUGGAGCGGCUGCCCAAGGGCCUCAUCGACAUGGAUGCCCGGCUGCAUGAGAUGGAGGAGAUGGUGCUGGCCGCUCACUGGGGGGCCACGAGUCCCUCCUUUCCUGCACCCAUCACCGACGCGAAUUGAGUAAGCACCCCCCCCAGGAGCCAGACGCCGCCACACCACACACACCGCCCCCGCACCACCACCUGCAGCAGCAGACGGUGAGUGAGUGAGUGAGUGAGAGGGGAGAGAGAGAGGGAGGCUGAUCUGGUGUGUGAGUGUGUGUGUGUGUGUGUGUGUGCAGCAAGUGGGUUCGGAGGAUUGAGUAAGCCAGCUGAUGUUUGCUGAUGUGUGUGGUGGUGGGGGGCGGGUGAGAGAUGGCUCUCCUGCCGCGAUGUUGGGAUCAAUAGCU
Messenger RNA from Vitrella brassicaformis, 2119 nucleotides. The record is from the annotation of a GenBank genome assembly. Lineage: Eukaryota; Vitrellaceae.